Fibroporia radiculosa is the source of this 642-nucleotide messenger RNA. RefSeq lists its product as uncharacterized. Lineage: Eukaryota; Fungi; Basidiomycota; Agaricomycetes; Polyporales; Fibroporiaceae. The coding region runs from base 1 to 642 and encodes 213 amino acids. The record is from RefSeq and is a predicted model, not a curated record. The transcript is spliced from 4 exons.
AUGUCUUCCCAUAGCGGCGACAGCGAGUCCGGCGACGCAAGCUCCAGCCGCACCCCCUUCUCCGCCUCCAGCUCAAAGUCCACUCGGAGACCUCCGGGCGCAUGCACACACUGCAAGUUCCUAAAGGCACGUCCGUUCUCCUUCUCCAUCCGCUCUCUCCGUCUCAUCGCGCCCACUCCCCCUAAUCAGAUUCGCUGCGAGUUCAUCCCCGAGGAAAACAUCUGCGUCCGCUGCAAGAGCGGCGGGCACGAUUGCGUCUCCCAGGGCCGCAAGAAACGCAAGGCUGCUCCCACACACGAGGACCUCCAGGAGCGCUCUUACUCGCAGGACCUCCAGAUCCAGUCACUUUUACGUCAGCUCGACGAGAUAAGAGCCCACUCCCGCACUCGCUACUGGAUCUCACAGGCUCAGGCCGAGGCGGUAGCACUUAAGCGGCAGAUGGCGCAGACUUCCAGUGGGAACCGCCCCGGCGUCUGGGACCAGCCCCCUUCGGCACAGGCAUACGAUCCCCGCUUUGUGAACGUGCAGCCCGAUGUGGUGCAUGUCGCCAGUGCACCGCGCACCAUUCCUGCCACCCACCAUGCCGCACGAUCGACGCUAGGCAAGUCGGCUCCCUCGCGUGUCUCUGCACUCCUCGUCUGA